AUGCCCGCUAUAGAUGCUUGGUUCUUUGGUGCCAGUGCGUCCACAGAGUCUGGCUUGAACACUAUCGACGUCAAGGAUCUCAAGACAUAUCAGCAGCUCUACAUUUAUUUCAUUCCUAUCUUGACUAAUCUGGGCUUCAUAAAUAUUGUGGUGGUUAUUGUGCGCCUCUUUUGGUUCAAGAGAUAUCUGAAGCGUCUUGCCCCUCAAGCCCUCGACUAUAGCCCAGCUAUACCUGAUGUCGACAUUGAGAGUGCUCAACAUGAGUCAAAGGUCCUUGCUGACACAAAUGAAAACUCUGCCAAGACCACUGAUGAGCCAAAUGGUAAGGCUAAAGCGACAAAUGACUGCAUCGAAGAGGAUGCUGCACUUGCAAACGAAGACAGGCGAGUGGCCCGUACCACAGCCAUCACCUUUGAUCCAUCCACCGAAAGGCACAAGGAGGACGAUGCCCUCUACAUCCCUGGACCGCGAGCUCGCGACCGUGGGUAUCCGAUUGCUCCCAGAAGCCACGAAGCCGCGCAGCAUCCAGACGAUAGUGAUGAUGAUGAUGCAAUCAAGCCUGUGCCCAACGAAACUCAAAACAACGGAAGCUCCUCCAUGCGUCGACGACGCUUCAGUAACGAUGAUGGCCUAAAAGUCACAGCUUCCCGCUCCAUGGAUCGGGUUGCCGGCGUAGCGGCUUCCUUCCUGGUUCUGGGAUCACAAAUCGAGCCUCAACCGCGCCCUAUCUCCUCACACUCGAACCAACAGCCCGCCAUCAACGACGUCCCUUUCCUCUCACGCCAAGCUACCCUCGGACGGAACUCGCAGUUCAAGAAUCUUACAUCACAUGAUCGAGAGAUUCUUGGUGGUAUUGAGUAUAGGAGUCUGAAGCUGUUGCUGAAGAUCGUCGUGGUUUAUUUCUUUGGUCUUCAUAUAUUUGGUGCGGUCUGUCUUGUUGGCUGGAUCCAUACUGCUGAUAAGCAAUACGCGGAUAUUCUACAGUCAAGCGCUCAGGAUAAGACCUGGUGGGGCAUCUACUCCGCUCAGACAAUGUAUGAUAACCUAGGUUUUACUCUCACACCAGACUCUAUGAUCUCCUUCCGCACUGCCAAGUGGCCCAUGAUCUUGAUGAGCUUCCUCGCAUUUGCUGGAAACACGCUCUAUCCUGUCUUUCUGCGCCUGAGCAUCUGGAUCAUGUCAAACCUGGUACAAAAGACCUCACCUACACAGGAGUCUCUCGCGUUCCUGCUCACUUAUCCUCGUCGAUGCUACACAUUGCUCUUCCCUAGCGGUCCGACGUGGAUUCUCUUCGGUAUCAUCUUCGCUCUCAACUUCACCGACAUUCUUCUCAUAAUAGUUCUUGACCUGUCCAAUCCCGAAGUUGCCUCUCUUCCGCUUUCUCAACGGAUCCCAGCGGCUAUCUUCCAGGCUGCAUCGGCGCGCCAUACCGGUACUGCUAGCUUCAAUCUUGCCAACGUCAGCCCCGCUGUGCAGCUCAGCUUACUGAUCAUGAUGUACAUCGCUGUUUUCCCUAUCGCGAUCAGUAUUCGAGCGUCGAAUGCCUACGAGGAAAAGUCCCUUGGUCUUUGGGAAGAAGAAAAGUCUCUCGACGAGAAGCACAGCAAGACUUAUCUCUUGACGCAUAUGAAGAACCAGCUUGGCUUCGAUCUUUGGUAUAUUUUCUUGGGGACUUUCUGUAUCUGCAUUUCUGAGUCGACAAGGAUCGCAGAUGUCAACGAGCCUGCUUUCUCGGUAUUUUCAGUCUUGUUCGAAGUUACCUCUGCAUACGGAAAUGUUGGACUGAGUCUCGGGUACCCAACGGUUAGCACCUCUCUAUGUGGCAUGUUUGGAACCUUUGGAAAAGCAGUCAUCUGUCUGAUGAUGAUUCGAGGACGUCACCGUGGAUUACCAUAUGCCCUAGAUCGUGCCAUAAUGCUCCCCACUGGACAGAUUGCUGAGAACUGA
Molecule: messenger RNA, 1947 nt
Organism: Fusarium fujikuroi IMI 58289
Lineage: Eukaryota; Fungi; Ascomycota; Sordariomycetes; Hypocreales; Nectriaceae
Product: probable potassium transporter TRK-1
Exons: 9
Coding region: 1-1947 (648 amino acids)
Biological process (GO): intracellular potassium ion homeostasis; potassium ion import across plasma membrane
Cellular component (GO): plasma membrane
Molecular function (GO): high-affinity potassium ion transmembrane transporter activity
Source: RefSeq, a predicted model, not a curated record